UAUGAGGUAAAAACGUGAUAAUUAGCAUGUUAAAAAAAUUUGGGAGGGGGGUGCUACUUCGCGGUUUUUGACUUGUCGCGGUGGAUUCUGGUUCCCAUUAACCGCGAAAAACGAGGGGUGACAGACUCACAGUACAUGGAUACAUUGACAAAAUUAAAGUACUGUGAACAAAAAAUAUUUCAAAAAUAUUUUAUUAACAAGUCGUAAUGUCUGGAUCAGUGUUAUGUUGUAUUAUAACGUUAAAACAUUUAAAUUUAAAAAACUAAUAAUGUGUCAAAUUCGUCUAUUUUACGCGACCGGUUCGCUAGCAAGCCCCGCCCUCUGGAGGCGUGCGGGGAGAACGCAUCCAACACACGUCGCGAGUAUCGAGGGGCGCGAAAACGAGCAAGGAGAAGCCCCCAACUUGUCCUCCCUUGUGGACCCCCCUGUUUUGUCUCCGCCGAGCGUGAGCAAAAUGCAGGCGGAGGACAUGGAGGUCCCGCUGCUCAAUAACCUGAACGACAACGGCGACAGGCUGAGGUCGAAAGGGAAGGAUGUGUUCAAGGACCAGCAGAAGGAGUCCGAGAGCUCCAUGGAGUCUCCCAACCUGGAGUUUGAAUAUGGAGACACAGACACACUCAUGGCUGAAAUAUCAGAGCUUUACAGCUACACCGAGGAACCCGAGUUCGCCCUGAACAGAGACUGCUUUGAGGAAGACUUCAGAAGCUACGCUCGAGAUCAACGCUGGAUCGAUCUGAGCUCGGAGGAGAGGCGCACGUAUGUGAUGAGAUUACUCGACGCUCUAGAGGUCACCGACCGGGACAAGAGACUGAAGGUGGCACGGGCGAUCCUCUAUCUUGCUCAAGGUGUGUUCGACGAAUGUGACGCCGAGUUGGAUGUUCUCCGCUGGUCAAGGCGCAACGUGUUCCUCCUGUACGACAUGGGCAUCUUCACAGCCUUGCUGGAGCUCCUCAGCAUGGAGAUCGAUAACAGUCAAGCAUGCAGCAGUGCAGUGAGGAAACCUGCUAUCUCGCUCGCGGACAGCACAGAACUCAGAGUAUUGCUCAGUAUCAUGUACCUGAUGGUGGAGACCAUUCGAGUUCAAACGGAGGACGACGGACCCGAGUGGAGAGCCGCCAGAGAGGCCUUCAAGACCGAGCUAGGUGCGCCUUUAUACAACGGCGAGCCUUUUGCACUGCUCCUCUUCUCCAUGGUGACCAAGUUCUGCAGUAUGAACGCACCUCAUUUCCCCAUGAAGAAAGUUCUUCUUCUAUUAUGGAAGACCAUUCUGUUAACCUUGGGCGGCUUUGAGGAACUCCAGGAAAUGAAAGUACGAGACCGCCAACGUCUCAACCUGCCGCCCCUCCCCGAAGACAGCAUCAAGGUGGUGAGGGCCAUGCGAGCCGCCUCUCCGCCGGCCUCCGCCAUGGAGCUCAUCGAGCAGCAGCAGCAACAGAAGCGAGGGCGUCGCAGUCGGAGGAGUGCCUUUGUUGAUAGCUUGGAAGGAGACAGUCCCUUUCCCAAGAAGCAGCCGCUGGUUAAGCAGGACAGCCUGGACACGUACAACGAGCGGGACCCUUUCAAAAACGACGAUGUCCGCGACGAGGAGGACGACCCCGAGGACGGCGACAACGGCGCGGAGGGCGAGGUGGACCCGUUGGACCGCGACGUCAUCAUCCAGCCCCCGCCGCCGCCGCCUCUGCGGCCCCUCGCCGAGAGGGUCAACUUCCCCAAGGGUCUCCCGUGGGCUCCUAAAGUCAGGGAAAAGGACAUCGAGCACUUUUUGGAAACCAGUCGGAACAAAUUCAUCGGCUUCACCCUUGGAAAUGACACCGAGACCUUGGUGGGCCUUCCUCGCCCCAUCCACGAGAGCGUCAAGACUCUCAAACAGCACAAAUACGUGUCCAUCUCCGAAGUGCAAAUGAAACGCGAAGAGGAGCUUCAACAGUGUCCGCUUAGCUUGGGCGAGGAAGACGUUGAAGAGACGCCGGCAGAGACGCUUUACUUGGGAAUGCUUCCAAAUCUCUCGCAAUAUGUGAUCGCCCUUCUUAAGCUAUUGUUGGCGGCGGCGCCGACCUCCAAAGCCAAAACGGAUUCCAUUAACAUCCUCGCCGAUGUGCUGCCUGAGGAGAUGCCAAUUACAGUCCUCCAAAGCAUGAAGCUGGGCAUCGAUGUCAACCGGCACAAAGAAAUCAUCGUUAAAGCCAUCUCGGCGUUGCUGCUGCUGCUCCUCAAACACUUGAAACUCAACCACGUCUACCAGUUUGAAAUAGUCUCCCAGCAUCUGGUGUUCGCCAACUGUAUCCCACUCAUUCUCAAGUUCUUCAACCAGAACAUCAUGUCUUAUAUCAGUGCCAAAAACAGCAUAUGUGUUUUGGAUUUUCCCCACUGCGCCGUCCACGAGAUGCCCGAACUCACCGCCGAAAGCCUGGAGGCUGGCGACAGCAACCAGUUCUGCUGGAGGAAUCUGUUCUCAUGCAUCAACCUGCUGAGAAUCCUCAACAAGCUGACCAAGUGGAAACACUCUCGAACUAUGAUGUUGGUGGUCUUCAAGUCGGCGCCCAUUUUGAAGAGAGCGCUCAAAGUCAAGCAGGCCAUGAUGCAGCUAUACGUGCUUAAGCUGCUCAAAAUUCAAACCAAGUACUUGGGUCGCCAGUGGAGGAAGAGCAAUAUGAAGACCAUGUCGGCAAUCUACCAGAAGGUCCGACACAGACUCAAUGACGAUUGGGCCUACGGGAACGAUAUUGAUGCGCGGCCUUGGGACUUCCAAGCGGAAGAGUGCGCCCUGCGCGAGAGCAUCGAGAAGUUCAACAGCCGGCGGUACGACAAGAACCGCAACGGCGACUUCGCGCCCGUCGACAACUGCCUGCAGAGCGUGCUGGGCCAGCGCGUGGACCUUCCCGAAGACUUCCACUACAGCUACGAGAUGUGGCUGGAGAGGGAGGUCUUCUCGCAGCCUAUCGAGUGGGAGGGUCUCCUUCAGGAACAAUAAAAAAGAAGAAGACAAAUAAGGUAGCAGGGUUAAAGUGAACCAGCCUGGUAGCAACCACUUUUACACUCUUAUGCACUCGACAGGUUUUAUGUCCCCAUUUGGAUUAUAUGUUUGUAACGGUGUGUAUGGUGAAAUUUUGUAGUCUAAAAACUGUACAUCUCACACAUUUUGUCUUGAACAAACUUGUGUUUCCAUUUGGAAUUGUUUUUUUUAAAGAAUUGCCUUUUGAAAGUGUCCUGAAAAAAGUAGGUCCCCAUUUUGUAGAAAGUUCGACAAUGAAAAAGUGUGUAUACUAAAGUUUGGAUCUCAUUUUAAAUGUACUUAUUUAACGUGAAAUCAGAGAUGAAAUGUAACACACUGACUAAGUGACUUUUAACUCAUUGAUGGAAGCCCGUUCCAGUUGAACUUCGCCGCCAAUUCUCCCACUUCAAACGGAUUGGUCGUCUAUGGCCGUCAGUGGCAGCCAAUGCCAGGCAAUGGGUUCAUUUUGGGGCAUUUUACGUCAGUUCUUGAGGAUUUUCCGUCACUUCCAUUUCUUUUGGGGGCAUUUACGAGUCACUUCCUGUUGAUUUUGGUUCACCUUCAGUACAUUUUGGGUUUCACUAUUGGUUUUGGGCAUUUAGGGCAACAAUUGGCUAACUUGCAUAGCCAAAGUCGGCUAGCUUGGAUGCUAUAAAAUGCAAAGUUUUUUUUUUUUUUUUUUUACAAUGCUCUUAACAAAUGGUUCAAACACAUAAACUAAAUAACGAAUGAAUUAAAAAAAACAUUAGCUCAAACAAUUACUUAGCUUAUGUUGGUCUUAACUUGGAGCAGCUGCAUUCAGCUAUGUCAAACGAGUCACUUCCUAUAUAUUUUGGCUAACUUUCUGUACAUUUUGGGUCAUUUCACUAUUGGUUUUAGGGCAUUUCGGGCAACAAUUGGCUAAUUUGCGUAGGAAAAGUGCCCUAGCUUAAAUGCUAUAAAAUGCUAAGUUUUUUUUUUUUUUUUUUUACAAUGCUCUUAACAAAUGGUUCAAACACAUAUUCCCUCAAAAACAGCUAAAUAUACCAAUAAACUAAAUUACGAAUGCAUUAAAAAACAUUAGCUCAAACAAUAACUUGGCUUAUGUUGGUCAUAACAGGGAGGAGCUGCAUUCAGCUAUGUGAAACGAGUUAUUUCUUAGGGUUCACUGUUCAUUUCAAGGUAUUUACGAGUCACUUCCGAUUGAUUUUGGCUAACUCUCUGUACUUCUGGGUCAUUUCGCUAUUGGUCUUAGGGUAUUUAGGGCAACAAUUGGCUAACUUGCGUAGCAAAAGUCCGAUAGCUUAAAUGCUACGAAAUGCUAACUUUUUUUUUUACAAUGUUCUUAACAAAUUGGUUCAAACGCAUAUUCCCACAAUAAAACAGCUAAAUAUACCUAUAAACUGAGUUACGAAUGCACUGAAAAAACAUUAGCUCAAACAAUAACUUAACUUAUGUUGGUCUUAACAGGGAGCAGCUGCAUUCAGCUAUGUGAAACGAGUUAUUUCUUAGGGUUCACCGUUCAUUUCAAGGUAUUUACGAGUCACUUCCUAUUGAUUUUGGCUAACUUUCUGUACAUUUUGGGUCAUUUCCUGUUGAUUCUGGGGUAUUUCCGGGUCACUUCCUGGUCAAAAAUCCCUUUCUGUUGAUUUGAGAAAAUUUCCCGCAAACUUCCUAUUGAUUUUGGCUCACCUAUUGGACAUUUUGGGUUAUUUCCCUGUUGGUUUUAGGGCCUUUCCGGGGAACUUUCUGUUUCCCUUACUUCCUGUUGUUUUCAGCUCAUUUCCUAUAUAUUUUGGGUUUCCUGUUGAUUCAGGGGCCUUUUCAGCUAUCUUCCUAUUAUUUAGAGUCACUUUCUGUUGAUUUUGGGGCACUUCCCGGGUACUUCCUGUUCAUCUGUCACUUCCUUUUCAUUUCAGGGUAUUUACGAGUCACUUCCUAUUGAUUUUGACAAACUUUCUGUCCAUUUUGGGUAAUUUCCUUUUUAUUCUGGGGCAUUUUCGGGUCACAUUCUGUUGAUUUGGGGGCACUUCCAAGGUCCAUCCUGCUCAUCUGUCACUUCCUGUUCAUUUCAGGGUAUUUACGAGUCACUUCCUAUUGAUUUUGGCUAAUUUUCUGUCCAUUUUGGGUAAUUUCCUUUGAUUCCAGGGCAUUUCCAAGUCACUUCCUAUUGAUUUUAGAGCAUUUCCACCUAUCUUCCUAUUAAUUUCGGGUCACUUUCUAUUGAUUUUAAAGGCACUUUCGGGGUACUUGCUGGUCAUCUAUCACUUCCAGCGUCAAUCUUGCUCAGUCAGCUGCAUGACACCCGCGUUGGGCUUCCGUGGUCAGAAGGCAUCCUGUAUCUGUUUGCACUUAUCUGCCCAUUGUCUUGGUGCUGCAAGUUUUAAUCAAGUCCAACUGUUCAUAAUAUCAAGUAUAUUCUGCUUGUUUUUCUUAAACUAUUAUAUAAAUGCUAUUUAUUUUAUAUUGGGUGCGUUAGAGUAAUACAAACAGUCAAAUUGACGGCGCUAGAUGUCCAAUCCGUGUGUAGAGCUAAUGUAGAGACUAUUCUAAUGGGAGAUUUUGGUUGCAACCUGUUGGUUUGAUUAUAAUCCCUAGCACAAAAACAGUUACAGACAUACAGAACUGAAUACAUAACACUUCCAUAUUUAGCAGUUGCCUUCAUAAGCUAAUUUUUUGUUCGUUGUUUUUCUACCUGGGCUCCACUGAAGCACACAAACAGAGCACAAGCAGCAUUGUCACAAUAAUGUCAUAGUUUAUCGCAGUUUUCUUGAUGUUGACAGCGUUUCGAAUUGUUUUUAUGUCUCCAAACAAUAACAUACUUGUAGAAUCUCAGGUCAACAUGGAUACUAUAUAGCAAAAGUUGAAUCACUCUGAGCUAAUCCCUCACUUUGUUCCGUUUGUGCCAAAUAUGAGUGCCAUAUUAUUUUCUGACGCUUAUCAUGCUAUUUAAAAAUGCCAAAAUGUUAUUUAUUUUCUACUUCAAAACGGUUAUUGUAUCUCGACAAAUAUUCAAAGGUGUUGUGGUUAUUUCCAUGACGGGGUAAAUUGCGGGGAUGUGCAAUUAUGGAUCAGCCGGAAGCUUUAUUGCAGCUAUAAAUACAUUAUAUGACACUUAAUUAUUAAACAAUGUUUAAAAAAUGUGACUGUUUUUGGUUUUUACACUUAAUUGCUUUGUUCGCUCAGAGUUGAUUAAUUACAAUUGCGGAAUUAUUGUUGCCUACAGACGUUUAAUGUUUGAUCUUGCCACAGAUGCUUAAAGUCGAAGCUUGUUAAACAGUUGCUGUGGCAACUUAUUGCGGGUAAGUGAGGAGUUUAGCAUGCAUUACAGCGCUACAGAUGUAAAUAACAAUCAAAAUUCAUGUUCUGUGCUAAAUAUUUUUUCAGUUACUGUUCCAGUUGUUUCAUUUAUUGCUAGUUAUGCUAUUUGGUAACAUUUUAUUUGACAGUGGCGCCAUAAAAUUGCCAUAAUACCAUCAUAAUUAUGAUAUGAUACAGCCAUGAGCAUUAAUGAACGCUUAUAAUUGCCAUCAAAGUGUAAACCCAAAUAAAUCAACAAAUAAGCCACAGCAUUCAAAUUAAGGGGAAAAAAGUCGCAGUUUAUAUUCCAAAAAUUUGUUUUUUUAUGAUUAUACG
Molecule: messenger RNA, 6607 nt
Organism: Corythoichthys intestinalis (scribbled pipefish)
Lineage: Eukaryota; Metazoa; Chordata; Actinopteri; Syngnathiformes; Syngnathidae
Gene: strip2
Product: striatin interacting protein 2
Exons: 21
Coding region: 224-2971 (915 amino acids)
Biological process (GO): cytoskeleton organization
Cellular component (GO): cytosol
Source: RefSeq, a predicted model, not a curated record